Molecule: messenger RNA, 639 nt
Organism: Porites evermanni
Lineage: Eukaryota; Metazoa; Cnidaria; Anthozoa; Scleractinia; Poritidae
Source: the annotation of a GenBank genome assembly
UUUUCCCAACUUUUGGACGUCAAAUUUGAUCAAAAGUUCGCCGCCUUUAAGCGCGAUCUCCAGGACAAAGAAGCUACCACACAAUCGCAGCUUAAGAAGCUGAAAACCGAAUCGAAAGCGUCAAAUUCCUUUACUUUCAAGGGAAACAAAGUACAGUACGAACUUAACAUCACUUUGCACGACUUAGUGGACGGUGCCAUUAAGAACAUCUCAAAACGAAACCUUUCAGCAGCGAUUUCCGAACUUGAAUCGGUAAAGACACUUACUACAAAACGAAACAAGCUUAUUCGCUUUGCGGAUAAGAGUCCUGCGGGCUGGACAGCCGUUAAAGAGUACGAAUCAGAUGAGUUGGCAGAGGAUUCUGAGGAUGGAAAGAGGCUUCGUUCAGCAGAAAGACGGGCAUGGCCAAGAUCCGCGAGAAGAAACGUAGGAAUUCGUCUGCCCGACCUAGCUAUACUAGUACCCGUCAGCCAUCGAGUGAAGUUUCUUCCGCUGGACCUUCCAAUACUCUUCCUGUUAAUCAGCAGCUUUUUCGUGGGCAGUCCUUUCGCGAGCGUCGACCUCAGCCUUCGGACAAGUGCUUCAGUUGCGGACAGAGAGGUCAUUGGGCAAAUUCAACUUCCUGCCCCAGCCGCCUUA